AUGGAAGAAGAACAAGGGGACUCAGAGGAUGUGUCAGUGGAGGAUGAGCAGGGCAUCCCGGCGGGAGGGACAAAUCGUGGGGUAAGGAGUGGAGGAAACCAAGCUGAUGCCAACGAGGGUGAGUCACGCGGCACCCAACCCAACGAGACUGCCAGCAAGGCAAGAUCACCAGCAGAUAUUGCUGAUGACCCGGAGAUCUGGCGCCAGGUGGAAGGGUGGGAGCUGGGCCCGAUGUGUUGCAGUGCUCAACCCUUCCUGUUCCGGAAGCUGCCCCCCAAAAUCCUGGGAGCGAGGCUAAUAGCACUGGAGAAGCCAGGAGGAGGAGUCAGACCGAUCGCCAUCGGCGAAGCGAUAAUUAGGCUAACGGCAAAAGCCGCGCUGCGGAAACUCUCACCAGAAAUUCGGAAGUUUUUUCUCCCGGUUCAGUUCGGCGUGGCGGUACCCGGAGGAGCAGAGACAGUAAUCCACGCUACCCGAGCACUACUGAAGGAAAAACCGAGCCGCAUCGCCAUCCAUCUGGACGUCGAAAACGCAUUUAACUCCGUCGAACGAGGAAGCUUCUUCACAGCGCUCAAAUGGACAGCUCUCGAACCGCUACUACCCCUGGUCCGCACGCUCUACGGCGAACCGGCGCGUCUCCUGCUGGACCCGGGCUUCGACGAACGCUACAUCGAAAGCACUCGGGGCGUGCGUGAAGGCGACCCACUAGGGCCAAUGCUCUUCGCGGCGGCAAUACAACCGACCCUGUUGAGUGCAGCGGCGAGGUGUCCCAACACGAUGGUGCUGGCGUACGCAGACGACAUCACGAUAAUCGGCGAGCCGGCGGAGGCGAUUAAAGGAGUGCAGAUCAUCACUGAGGAACUCCGCAAGUGCGGACUACGAUGCAACUUGGAGAAGUCUUCAGCGUGGUGCCCAGCAGGAUGCGCGGAUGUACUCCCUGAGGGGCUGGUGGCGGCGGUCGAUGGAAUCCGGGUGCUGGGGAGCCCGAUCGGAACUAGAGAGUAUGGGAGAAGGUCCCUCCGCGCAACCCUGCGCACGAUGGCGUCGCCAUUAACCCUCAUCGGCAAACUGCACCCACAGCACGCACUCCUCCUCCUCUCGAGGUGUGUGUCGAGACGCAUCUCCUACCUCCUCCGAACCACCCCGGCUGACACACUCCCUCUGGUGGAAUGGAGGGACUGGAGCGAGGAACUUCUGUGGACAGCACUCAAAGCGGCAAAGAUACACGCACCUGUCGAUGAGCUGGAGCAAAGCCUAGUCUGGCGCCAGGCCACGCUACCGGUCUGCCUGGGGGGGCUGGGGCUGAUAGACCCGCUCUCGGAGGCACCAGCCGCGUACUUGGCAUCCUUACACGCCGCCAACACCCUACUCAGACACAUGACGCUGACGCCGGACAACCCGCUACAGCUUGUGGCGGACCUAGUGUCACCAAUGGGAGGGGUCCAGGGGGCAGCGGAGGGGGAGGUAACGCUACUGGACUUGCGCAACCGGCUACCUGACCAGGCGAGGGAGAUCCUGAAAGCACAACACCAGAAGGGCGAGCUAAUCGACUUGGGGGAGUAG
Messenger RNA from Closterium sp. NIES-65, 1563 nucleotides. The record is from the annotation of a GenBank genome assembly. Lineage: Eukaryota; Viridiplantae; Streptophyta; Zygnematophyceae; Desmidiales; Closteriaceae.